Messenger RNA from Mya arenaria, 3288 nucleotides. RefSeq lists its product as uncharacterized. The transcript is spliced from 3 exons. The coding region runs from base 121 to 1044 and encodes 307 amino acids. Lineage: Eukaryota; Metazoa; Mollusca; Bivalvia; Myida; Myidae. The record is from RefSeq and is a predicted model, not a curated record.
UGCACGAUCACGGCACGUUUCGCAAUCUUAUGUACAUUGUUUACACAAAAAGUCAGUUGCGUAACAAGAUUUAGUACAAGAGUACUGGUACAGUGUUGUCUGGACUACUCAAAACUAAAGAUGCCGCAUAGUGGUGGAAGAAUUGCAGUCAUAUUGCUGGGUGCCCUGGUGUAUGCCAUAACACUAGCAUUGUCCUACCUAUCUUCAACUGAUGUCAUUCCAGGCCUUUACAAAAAUAAGACUGGUGAUAUAUCAGAUGCGUACUACCUCAGUGUUGUACCAGCCGGAUGGGCGUUUGGAUUGAUAUGGGGCAUCAUCUAUGUAUGGAAUGCCAUAUGGUUCAUCUACGCCUUCACCACCAUCUGCCGACGAGUCGGGAGCAAAUACAUCUACCAGCUUAACAUCCUACCUCCAGCGUUUUAUGUUGUGUUCAUGUUGAAUAAUGUCAUUGUAACUGCCUGGUUGUUCCUUUGGGAUAGACUGUAUCUAAACUGGGCCUUACUGGACAUAGCUUUCACGCCCUUUACCCUCUAUAUUUGCUUGAUCAUUAGCUUCAGGGGGCUGUACAAUAAUAUCCAGAGACUUGAAGAAAAUGGAGCUUCAAAGGAGAUCUGGUUCGUAAGACUGUUCCUCCAGAAUGGAAUGGCCUUCUUUGCCACAUGGGUUUCCAUUGCAACUCUUCUGAACUUCGCAGUUGUCUUGACCUACUACUGGGGCGUGGCUAUGCAAGCUUCAUCAAGCAUUGUACUUGGAAUCCUCUGCUUCGAAGUCAUUGUAUGGUUCAUCUUGGAUCAUUUUGUUUUCGACAAGUAUGUUCGCUACACCUUAACCCCGUAUAUCGUGGUUGUGGUAGCCUUGGUUGGAUCAUAUUUGAAAAACUAUGAUUUGGAUGACAACUACCGCAACUCCAUUUUCAUUGUUGCUCUGCUUGCGUUCAGCAGUCUUGUUCUGUUGCUGAAGUUUGUCAUUAUGUUCGUCAGAGCUAGAACACGCCCCAUUGCCGGCACUGUUUCAGAUGAAGUUAAAGGAGGAACUCUUGCUUAGAAUCUAAAAUUGUGGACCUGGGAGGUUACUGUAUACUGAUUAGUGGGCAUUAUUAUGAAUACUUACGCUAUAUGUUAAAUUUUGGUGCCUGGGGACCCCAUAUUAUUCUGGUAUCUUUUGAAAAAUGUGUUGAUUGCUGAUUAUUAAGAUGAGAUCAUGUAAAAUAAAUGACUGAUACAACAGUUUUGAUGAAGUUAUCACAGUUCAAAUUUUUGUUCUUUUUUUCCAUUGAAAUUGGACAUAAAACGGCUUAUUCUUCAAUGGCUUAAUCUUCAAUCUUUCAUGGCCCAAAGGGCUAGUUUUCAAUAUUGUUAUCGGUAUUUGUUUCACGUAUACUUGUUCUACUCAUAAACCCUUUCGGCGAUACCCAAAUUCUAUAGGGUCACCAGGCACCCAAAAUUCACACUACCCCACAGGAUACCUUAAAUCAAUCUGCUUUGACAGACACAGAUAUGAAUUGUAUGGUUACGUGGUUGUUAAUUCUUUGGGUAAAUAUCUUAACGAGCAUGUGGCCUGUUUUAAAGCAUUAUGGACCAUGUUGUGAUAUUUCUUUGACAAUAACUUGGCAUAAAAAAUAAAUAUGCUUUUCUGAAAAUAAUCAUGGCUUGUGUAUAAUGAAUUAUGUGACCAUGUCUUAUACUGUGAAUACCUCUCUAGGGUUUUAGCUUUGUUUUUAUAAAGGACCGGGUGCUGCAGAAGAGGGACAGGGUGCUAACGAAGAAAAGGGCACACUGUAUAGAGCUGUGUAUAAUUUAAUUAAUCAUUAUGAAAAAGUUAGGAAUUGUGUUAAAUUCAAGUAAUAAUAGGUUUCAACUGCCAACAUGUUAAGUGUGUAUGUAAUUUAAUCAUAAAAAGCUUUGAUCAAAACAAAAGAAAUAUUUGACUGUCUUAAUUGGCAUUUAGUUGUAUGAAGGGUGCCCAUGGGAACAUGGUGGUGCCAAAAAAAUACAAGGUGCAGCACCUUUCUUUUUCUCUUGAGCUAAAACCCUAACCUUAGUAAUUUUGAUACCUCAAUUAGAAUUUGUUUUCAAAUAUGGCAUUUUAUAGUGGAUCUGUAUAUAUUAUAUUUUGUAUUUUUUAAGUUGUACUCAAGAGAUCUUUUGGUUUUUCCUUCACAUUUUAUUAUUAUUGCUUAAUGUCUUGCAAAAGGGUAUGAUUUGUAUUCAUGACUUGUUUAUUUUACAUACAUUUUAUUUUAUUAAUUUGAGUUGUGAAAUACCAAUAUAGUUGUGUUCCUCAAGACAUGGAUAUACCUCACUAUAAUCAUAAUGCAAUUCAAAUGGGUCUAAAGAGUUCACAGGCCUAUUCAUUCUCUUAAUACUCGAUACUCAAAAAGAUAAAAAUCUCAAAGAUUUCAUUCACCUUUUUUGGCGAAUUACUCAUCGCUUGUUCAAUUACUCGGCAUUACAAGUUUGUGAUAUAUGGUAGUAUGUGUACUUUGUUGUUUUAUUUUUAUAAUAUACAUGUACAUCUAUAUAUUUUUUAUUUACUUCCCUAGAGCGUCUAUUCAAUUAUGUAGUACUCCCUAGAAAUGGGAUAUAACCUCCAAAAUUGAGACCUUCGAAGAACAAAAACUUCCAACAUUUUGGAUAAACUUCCAAAGGUGAAAAGGUUUUAUCAGAUUUUGUUAGUAUGAGAUAGAAAACUUAUUAUUCAAUUGAAGUCAUAGUUAACAAGUUAAUAAUAAUCAGAGCUGAGCUUUAUAGAUUUUGUUAGCAAUUUUAUAUAUAUUUGUAUGUUACACAGUUUGUAAUUGUUUCUAUCUGUCUCUUUAUCUGCAUAAUUACUUAAGUGAUGAUAUUUUAAAUAUUCAUUAGUUGUGAUUAUAAAGGGAUAUUAUACAAUCUUUUGAGAGUAUUUAUUUCGUGUUUUAGCUCGUAUGUUUUUGGAAAAAAGCUGUGGUGUGGUAAUACACCUGGUGUCCUUGCUGUCAUUGGGGAAAAACUUUAAAGACACAUACAUACUCUAUUUUGAUCUGUUAAUUUGUUUAUGUUUAUGAAUAAAGAUCAUUUUUAUUUGAAUGUUAACAACUUUUUUGCAAAUUCUUUCAAUAUAUUUAUUUUUGUACAUGUUUAUGUGUAUCAUAAAAUGUUUUUGUCUCUUAAGACUAUUUUUCAGGUUAAAUUUGUGUAAUUACCAGUGCCAGUGUUUUGAUGUUACAAACAUUUAACUUACAAAUGUUGUAUUUCUGUUCUUUGACAUAUUUUUUUGUAUAUAAGUUUUGUACGUAGUUAAAUAAAAUUA